AUGUCUAGUGUACAUUCAAAAUCAUUUGAUGGGGAUCUUACUUCACAUAGAAGUGUCGAAUAUUAUGAUGAUUCCAUGAAUAGUUCUGGGCUGCCAUUCAAUUUCUUGGCUCCAUCACAAGUCAGAGGAUCUACAUUUAUAAUGGAUUCUAAUAUCUCCACUAUCAACAACAUCAAAGUUAUUUGUCGAUUUCGACCUGAAAAUGAAAAGGAACUACAAAAGGGUAAACUGAUUGUUGAAUUUCCAAACACUCAAACUGUGACAUUAUAUGGAAAGGAUUACACAACCCAUUAUUCUUUUGACAGAGUAUUUUCCCCUGAAGCAAGUCAAUUAGAUAUCUACCAAUUCUCCAUUGCCGAAACAGUCGAUGAUUUAAUAAAUGGUUACAAUGGUACUGUCUUGGCCUAUGGUCAGACUGGUUCAGGUAAAUCGUAUACCAUGUUGGGUGGACCACAAUUACUGGAUCCUAAUUCCAAAGGUAUUAUACCUAGAAUAUCCCAUGAAAUAUUUGAGAGAAUUUCGGCAAAUGAAGCCGUGUCGUCAGAGGUGGAAUAUUCUGUGUGUGUUUCGUUUAUGGAAAUUCAUAUGGAACAAAUUCGAGAUUUAAUCGAUGUUGUCAACAAUGAAUUUGAUCAUAAAUUCACUAUACAUGAAGACAAACUGAAUGGUAUAUAUGUGAAGGGGCUAGCUACAAGACUGGUUACUAAUGAAUUGGAGCUAUUAAAUAUUCUUUCUGAAGGGUUAAAGUACCGUUCCAUAUCAUCUACUCAAAUGAAUGAAGAAAGUUCGCGGUCACACACAAUUUUCCAAGUUAAAUUAACUCAAAAGCAUAUGGAGACUGAAGUGAUUAAACGAUCAAACUUGUUUCUUGUUGAUCUUGCCGGUAGUGAAAAAGUUGACAAAACUGGUGCUCAGGGGCAAACUUUAGAAGAAGCAAAGAAAAUUAAUUCUUCAUUAUCAGCAUUGGGUAAUGUGAUCAAUGCCUUAACUGAUGGCAAAUCAACUCAUAUCCCCUAUAGAGAUUCCAAAUUGACACGUAUUCUACAGGAAUCCAUUGGUGGUAAUUCAAGAACCUCGUUAAUCAUCAAUUGUUCACCAUCUUCGUUCAAUGAGUUGGAAACGUUGUCGACACUUCGAUUUGGUACCAGAGCUAAAUCAAUUAAGAAUAGUGCUCAUGUAAACACUGAAUUGAGUACAGCAUCUUUGAAGAAUCGAAUUACUCAAUUAGAGAAGAUGAAUCAAAGUAAUCAAUCUUAUAUCAAGCAAUUGGAAGAUGAAUUAUCAUCGUACCGUUCAGAACCUCAUUCAUCACCACUGAUGUUCUCCAUGAUGAGAAAUAGUACUGCUACCACAACUAGUAUUGCCACGUCUUUGGCCACUAAACCCAGCAACUUCCAAUCUCGGUUACCAAUACCAUCUACCGCGUCAAUUAUAUCGUCACCACCGCCUAGUCUUGCGAGAAAUAGUCACAUGAGCGAUGAAUUAGAUCGUCGUGAUAAGAAAAUUGAAGAAUUAGAAAAUGUGAUAUUGAAUUUGAAGAUGCAAAAUUUGAAAACAUCACAUCAAGAAGAAAGUAAAUUGUUUUCAUUGGAAAAUUCUUUACAGAAUAUUACUAAUAAAUUGAAUGAAGUUGAAUUGGUUAACAUUAAUUUGAGAAAGCAUUUGUUGAUCAGUGAAAAAAUUAUUGAGAGUAGAGACAAUAAAAUCAAUAAAUUGAAAUUAUCAUUAAAGGAACAACAAUUAUUGAUUUCACGUGAGACGCUAGGGUUCAGAAAUAGAUUAGGAGAAAUUCAAAUGAAAUUAGAAGAUUUGAAUAAAUAUAAAGAAGAGGAAAUGAGUAUUAAACGAGAAACUUUAUUAUUACAACGCCAACAAAGUAUUGGUGGAGUCAGCAGUGCUGGCACUGGUACUGGGUUUGGAGGUGGACUUGAUAUUAUGCAAAGAUCUGGUACAACUUCUACAGAUGACAUUCAAAGUAUCUCAGCAUUUAAACCUGAUCCAGAGUUAAUUGACAACAUGUAUGAUGAUGAUAGAAGAGAAGUAGAAGAAGGUAACCAACCUCAUCACCAAUAUCAACAACAACAACAGCAGCAUCAACAACAGCAAGAAGAACACUUUGAUGGCGGUAGUCAUAACCAUGAUGGUGAUGAUGAACAAGAAGAAGAAGGUGGAGAAGAUCAUUCUAAUACUUUGAUCAAUAGAAGUUCUGAUAGUCAAAUCUCCAAAAAUGGAUCUUUGAGAUUGGCUAAUGAUAUAGAUAAAGAAUCACUUCAAGAAGGCUUCUCAAUUUAUUCCUCCAAAAAAUUAGAUGACGAAUACGAAGGUAAACCACCACAACAACCACAACAAAGAUUGGCUGCUAGUGCUAGUUUUGGCAAUUACAAAAAUGGACAUAAUGGGAUCUUGAAUUUUCAACAAGAAUAUCUUUCCAUCAAUGAAUUUUUAAAAGAAAGUAGAAGAAGAUCAUUAAUGAUGGCUAAUCCAGCUACAAAUUUCACCCCAUCCACUAUUCCAUCACCAGCACAACAACCUCGUGUAUUGUCAGACGUCGAUAGUUCAGAUACUUCAGGGAUGUUUGGUAGUGGUGAUGCUGCUGGUUCCAUGACACCAUCAUCAAAAUCACAGAAACAUAGACGUAAUCAUAGUUCCAGUGGUGGGUUAAAUUUGAAAAUUGUGAAACCAUUGAAAUCAGCUGCUUCAUUGGGGAUUUUCUAA
Messenger RNA from Candida albicans SC5314, 2715 nucleotides. It is a transcript of the gene KIP4, whose product is annotated as Kip4p. Bases 1 to 2715 code for a protein of 904 amino acids. NCBI's taxonomy places the organism in Eukaryota, Fungi, Ascomycota, Pichiomycetes, Serinales, Debaryomycetaceae. The transcript has a single exon. The record is from RefSeq and is a predicted model, not a curated record. Gene Ontology annotation, biological process: microtubule-based movement. Gene Ontology annotation, molecular function: microtubule motor activity; microtubule binding; ATP binding.